AGGCGGUGGCAGGAAUGGGGUCGGCGCCUGUGGAAUCCGGCGACGGUCGGCCGUGUAUUUCUGGGAGCUUAGUGUUAAUUAUUGUCGUUGAACUCAAACUAUCUCCCCUUCUUCUUUCUCCGGGCUCCCCGAAAAAAAAAAUUAUUGAAUUUCAAAACAGAAGACACAAAGGGGUCUCUACACUUUGUUCAUUUCUUCCCUUUUCUUCACUCUUCAAACACCCUCUCCCUCUCUCCAAUUACCUGGUUCCCGCCGCUAGCCAGAGAAAUCUUGUUACUCCGUACCUGUUUUGUGCUUCGCCUCCACGGAGAACCGCCGUUAACCUCAUCCACGCCCGUUUCUUCUGCAACAACAUCUCGGUCCCGGUAAAACCGCUUUGAAUCGACGUUCUUCCACCUUCUUCCUCCUCUUUUACCAAAGUGCUCUCGCUGCGCCUUGAGCUAGCGGAGCUCCAUGGCGGCCACCGAUCAGAUCCCCGGGCAGGAAUAUGACUAUGAAGCCCUUCCGUCAAACUAUGGCCUCGGCCACAAUAUGCUUGCCGGUGCUUUUGCAGGGAUAGCGGAGCAUUCGGUUAUGUACCCCGUUGACUUGCUCAAGACCCGCAUGCAAAUCUUGAAUCCCUCCACGGGUGGCCUCUACACCGGUUUGACCAACGCGGUUUCGACGAUUUAUCGGAUUGAGGGCUGGCGGACACUAUGGAAGGGUGUGUCGAGUGUGAUCGUUGGUGCUGGUCCUGCACACGCGGUGUACUUUGGCACAUACGAAAUUGUGAAGGAAAUGGCCGGUGGAAAUGUGGAUGACGGGCAUCAUCCUCUGGCAGCUGCUAUGAGCGGAGCUUCUGCGACAAUUGCCAGCGACGCGCUGAUGAAUCCCUUUGAUGUCAUCAAGCAACGCAUGCAAGUCCACGGAUCCGUUCACAAGAGCCUGAUGCAAUGCGCCAAAACCGUCUACCGCACCGAGGGUCUCCAGGCCUUCUAUCUCUCCUACCCUACCACCCUUUGCAUGACCGUGCCUUUUACCGCCACCCAAUUUGUCGCAUAUGAAUCUAUUUCCAAGGUCAUGAACCCCACGGGCGAUUACGACCCUUUCACCCACUGCAUGGCCGGUGGUCUCGCUGGUGCCUUUGCCGCUGGUAUCACUACUCCCCUCGAUGUGGUGAAGACUCUCCUCCAGACCCGUGGUCUCGCAGAGAGUGAGGAGAUCCGCUCCGUCCGAGGUCUCUUCAAUGCCGCAGCCAUCAUCAAGCGCCAGUUUGGCUGGGCCGGUUUCCUGCGUGGUAUGCGGCCGCGUAUCAUUUCGACCAUGCCCAGCACAGCUAUUUGCUGGACAUCUUAUGAGAUGGCCAAGGCCUACUUCAAGAGCCUCUCCGAGUAAAUAUAUCCCAUCGGAGACUCCCCCACCCUCCUCGAACCCCUAUUUGCCGACUUGAAUCCCAUCUAUCGACCCGAUCUCGCCCAUUUUUUUCUCACCUUCGUGCAAUAUCUCCUGAUGUGUGAACAUCACAUAAUACUUUCUUCCCGAUUUUCUGAAGGCGAUAUGGACUUCUUCUGCAUCCUUUCUGUCUGAGUGUUGGAAGAUACGGGCAGUGCCCAGUUAGUCCAACGCGAUGCAGUUGUGCAUCUGGAGCUGGAGCAAACGGACUAGGUCUCCUUGUUUCUGCCAAUUUGGACCAUUUUCUCUUUUUCACCAAUACAAAAAAGCGAUGCGGGUAAUGUACAGUUUGGAGAACGGGAUGGAAUCGAUGCAAACCGGCCGGAGAUCGACCUUGUCAUACCUUCUUCUCUUUCAUCCUCUCCUUCUCGACGGUCUCCCUCCGUCCGAUGUGUCCUAUCUCGUUACCGGCGUUGGAACGUGGAAACCUCGGGAUUUUUUUUAUUAUUUCAUUAUGCGCGGGCUGGGCUUUCACCCUUUUUGCAUCGAUAUACGUUUUUAUUGUCUUGAUGGUUUUGUUUCAUUUGCCUUCUGCACGUACCGAUAGACGUCUGCCACGAGGAAUCUAGAUGUGAUAUCCGAAAGGGGUUUUUUUUCAAUGAAGUAAGAAGAUAUCUUACCGGCUCUAAAUGUGCAAAUGUGUAGCUUGCGCUUUCGGUCUUAUAACGGGGUUGAG
Messenger RNA from Penicillium brasilianum, 2107 nucleotides. The record is from the annotation of a GenBank genome assembly. NCBI's taxonomy places the organism in Eukaryota, Fungi, Ascomycota, Eurotiomycetes, Eurotiales, Aspergillaceae.